UGGUUGAGGGCUCUCGUCCAACUAUAUAGGAAGGUUGGUCAUUUUUUCGGUAAUCGGAUAGGCGAAAAUGACAGUUUUGCAGUAUUAUUAUUAUUAUUAUUAUGGAUCACGUUCGGAGAAUUAGAUAUUUUUGUGGAUUUUUUAAGAACUCAUAACAGCCAAGGGAAUGGGGCAGCAUACUUGGAUGAUGUGGGCUUCUUUGGCUUUUGUUCUCUUUCUCCUCUCCUUCGGUCUCACAGCACCCAUUCUGCUCCUGGCAUAUAUUGCAGCAUUUUGUGGAGGAGCAUUUUUAGUUGUUUACAAGCUACAUGCAGUGAAAGAGUCGGAAGCCGUGUUACAUCGUAUUACACCAGUUACACAAUUACAGAUUGGAUUAUCUGGUAUUCUUCAGGUUGUUGAAAUGGUUAGUAAAUCCGAUCAAGAUUAUAAGUGUGACAAACGCUUGACAGGAUCAAAUAUAAUUGAUGAGCAGUUACAAGAGGUGUUGGAGCUAGCUUUUAGAGAUUAUAUUCACGACUGGUAUUACCAACUUAGUGACCACAAAGAAUUUUUAUACAAUGCCAGACAAACAACGCAGAGUAUUAUUAUCACAUUCGCUAAUAGAUCAAAAAAUGUUGACUGGGUUGAUUACACCACAAGGAAAACAGUAGAUGACUUUGCAUCGCACUUAAGACUUUUCCGCAAAGCUCAAGACAAGCUUAGACGACAGCGGCUUCAAGAAGAUUUCGAAGAUAAAGACAUUAGUAUAGAAGAUAUCUUCUUUGAUUUAGAAUUAGAAAUGGAGAAAGAUCUUUGCAGGGAUCGAAUAUGUACCAAAGAAGAACAUGAAAUAGAAUAUCUUCAAAGUAUCUGUGAGCUUCUUUUAUUCUUACUAUUACCAGCAGAUGACUUUCAUAGUAAACAUUUUAGAUUUAUAAUCCGUGAGCUGGUAGUCUUUGGAGUUAUACGACCUAUUAUAGAGAUGGUUGUUGACCCUGAUUACAUUAAUCAGACUAUAGUGUGGUGGUGUAAAGACAGCACAUUUACAACAGAAGCAUUUCUGACAGUUAUAAAGAUGGCGUCUACCAUUGAUGAACUUCAUGCUGUCAAUCAAAUAUUGGACACAGAAAUUGCAAAACAACGAUCAAAAGAUGCCAAUAAGAAAACAGAUGAUGGCUCUGAAUCAGAUGCCAAGCAGCAGUUAAAUAGUUUACAGUUUGUUAAGAAACUGUGUGUGCUAACUAUUAAACGCAAGAAUGACGGGGAAGACUUUGAGCAAGCCAUGGAGGCGGUUGAGGCACUUUUUAAGGAAGUGAAUGGUGUUGAGAAUGACUACUCAAACUUGUAUUCUUUACCGUUUAACGUCGUCCUUAAUAACAACAUAGCGUUAUCCCAUUUUAUAGAAUUCUUGGGAACAAUUGAUGCCCAGUCCUACCUGCAUUUUUACCUGACUGUUGAAAGCUACCGAGUGACAGCUGAACAAAAGAUCUCUGCCAUCCACUUACAGCGAAAGCAUCCAUCCAAAGCAUCAUCACCUGAGCUAGAAACGUUACGCAAAGAGGCUUGGAGUGUAUUUGAACAGUAUCUGACAGAAGAUUCGCCCCAUCUCAUAAAUUUAGGAGAUGAUACAGUGGUGAAGAGAACCCAUCAAAGAAUCAAACUAGGAGAACCAUCGGAAACAGUGUUUGAUGAAGCUCAGAAAAUUGUACAUAAGAUCCUCCAGGAAGACCAGCAUUAUUUAGCUUUCAAACAGAGUUCAUCCUACCGACGGUGUCUAGCAGAAUUGGACCUUUUGACGCCUAAGACCAACGGCAAGCUCCCUGAUGACGACAACCAGUUUGACUCCUCUCCCGAUAGUAGUAUAGCAGCGUCUUCUGAAGAUCUCUCGUCAUUUGGGAGCACAGAUUCUCUGGACAACUUUUCUAUGGAUUCUGAUCUUUCAGCGGACGCCUCUGUAAAUAUUAACGCUGAAAUAACUGAAGCAAUACCUAGUAAAGACCCAGCAGCAUCAGGGAAAAUGUUUACACUAUAUGUGAUUCGAGUGACACGAACCGACCACAAUGACCACACAGAGAUCUGGGACGUUUACCGUCGAUUCAGCGACUUCCACGAUCUACAUAUGCGCUUAACCGAAAAAUAUGACAACAUUGAUUCACUGCAAUUACCGAGCAAGAGGGCGUUCAUGAACAUGAAUAAAUCAUUUCUUGAUAAACGCAUCAAAUCAUUAACAUCCUAUGUUAAGAAACUGUUAUUAAAUGACAUGUGGCUGAAAUAUCCAGGCAUGUUGAAUAUCAUCUUGAAUUUUCUAGAGCCCGGAGAAUAUUCAAGAGGCAAGAGCAAAUUAGCUCGUAAGAAUCUACCUCCUUCUCUUACGUCUAAUAGAACUAAGUAUUUGAUGGAUCAUAUAGUAAACCCAUUAAAAAAUGUGGCACAUUCGGUGAAGUCAAUGCCCGGUAGUCUGGUAGAUGGGGUGUCAGCAGUAGGGGACAAGAUGUCCGACAGCCUCAAUAAGGUCAUUUUCAGUAAGCCCCAAUUGAAAAGAAUCAAGAAGCCAAGUUUAGCGAGCUUCAGGAACCUCAGUUUCAGACGCAAACAGCAGUUCACACCAAGAAGUCCAUUGAUGGAGACAGGCAAAGUAUCAGAGGUACUUGACAUGGAUGAAACUGAGAAUAUUCCACUUCGUAUUAUGUUGCUGUUAAUGGAUGAAGUUUUUGAUCUGCGUUGCCGGGACCAGUGGUUGCGCCGUCGUGUUGUGGCCUUUUUACGACAGAUCAUUAAGGCCACACUUGGUAACAAAAUCAAUGGAAAAAUUGUUGAGCAAGUGGAGAAUAUAACAUCACCAGAGCAGCUAGCUUACUAUGUGAAGCACUUUAGGGAUUCAUUUUGGCCAAAUGGAAUUCUAGCAGAAGAACAGCCGGAACGGGAUGAACUUACCAAGCUGCGGACAAGAGUUGCUGCCAAAACAAAGCUACUGGGAAACGUACCAGAUGAACUGAAAAACUUUAUUGGAGCGGACACAACAAGACGUGGUAUUUUGCGGAUGUUUGAAAUGUUACAAAAUAAGACAUUUAACAAGCGGUUUGUGUACGUUUGCCUUGAAGGUUACAUAGAAACUGUUUUCCCAGAGAAUAAAUUCCCAGAGACUUUCCGAAAGCUGCACUCUUUAUCCCAGAGAGUGCGAGACAGGCCGAAAGAAACACUGAAACGUAGCGGAUCUGCACGAUCGCGUGGGAACUGGCUGAUGAGGUCAUUCAAGCGCAAACAGGAGGUCAGGUGACGAAAGUGAAUGCUGAUCUUUUUUAAGAACUCGGAUGUAAUCGUUAAAAAAAUUUCUGUACAUUUCACUAGAUGAAGAGAAUUGUAACCAUCGGAGUGGUAAUCAUUUUCUAACUUAUAAUAAAAGAAAAAAUAAGUAGAAACACAAGACAAUGAUAAAAGCAAUAUUGUUUAAGUAAAUUCUGCUGAUGAAAACAAGUAAUCUGAAACAUUGGACAAUACUAAAUACUAUAUCAAUGUCGAUCAUGUUUUAUACAGAAUAUUAACUUAAAAUCAAAUUUUAUUUCGACCAAAUUGUGUUGUAUUAAGAAUUUAGAAAUGAUAUAUUUUAUCAACAUUUUAAAAGAUGUACAACCAAGAGAUACUUAUACAGUAUGUGGCUAUUGUAUUCAUUGAGAUCAUGAGUUUUAAUGGCCUUUUCAAUUUCAAAACAUAUUUACUCAACAUAUGCAGGAUACCAACUCUCCUUCAUCUCAUUGCACACCAGUCCUUUAUCUUUGAUUUCAAAUUAAAUAUUUUUUUAAUCUU
This is a messenger RNA of Anneissia japonica, 3783 nucleotides long. Its product is annotated as sorting nexin-13-like. The transcript is spliced from 27 exons. The record is from RefSeq and is a predicted model, not a curated record. Lineage: Eukaryota; Metazoa; Echinodermata; Crinoidea; Comatulida; Comatulidae. Gene Ontology annotation, cellular component: early endosome. Gene Ontology annotation, molecular function: phosphatidylinositol binding. The coding region runs from base 167 to 3256 and encodes 1029 amino acids.